Molecule: messenger RNA, 1273 nt
Organism: Limulus polyphemus (Atlantic horseshoe crab)
Lineage: Eukaryota; Metazoa; Arthropoda; Merostomata; Xiphosura; Limulidae
Product: smoothelin-like
Exons: 9
Coding region: 167-1111 (314 amino acids)
Biological process (GO): actin cytoskeleton organization
Cellular component (GO): microtubule organizing center; filamentous actin
Molecular function (GO): protein binding
Source: RefSeq, a predicted model, not a curated record
CUGUACUCUAGUUGUUGUUUAGUCAUUGUGUCAUUUUGUAUAGCGUGAAUUUGCACGAGGAUUCUGAACGCUUACUAAACAUCUCAGGAACAGCUCAUAUUCACACAUCAAUCUUAUUUGUACGAAGGGUUUUCAGAUUACAGAAGAGUCUCAACCAACCUCCAAGAUGGGAGACGAUUCACGAGUCGUUAAUGGAGUUGACCUGGCUUCUGUAGACGACGAAGCUUUCUUGUAUCAGCUGAUGGAUAACACAGAAGACGUUGAUCAGAGGAAAUUAGUGAGGGCGAGACUUCGAGAGGUUCAAGCAGUCUCUAGAGCAAAGCGAGAAGAAAUGAUGAAAAAGAGAGAACAAGAACGUGAAGAUGCCAUCAAACAACGUCAACAGGAAGCAGAAGAGAAGAAAAAGCGAACACUAGCUAUGUAUGAUAGUAUGGCUAAGUCAGCUCCCGCGGGCGGACCUAAAGCUAUGGAUAUCAACAUAUACAAGGAAGGUAAGCCUUGUUCGGAUGAUAAUGCUGCCAUGGUACAGCCGCAGCGUGAUCUGGUGGAAGAAUCAAUUCGUGAGCGACAAAAAGAAGCAGAUGAAAGAAAAAGAAAAAUUCUAGCAGGUUUUGACACGGCAGCAAAAUCAGGAACAUCACAAGCUGUGAAAAAGACUGAGAUAAACCAGAAUAAGGUAUCAGCUCGAUCCAAGUUUCAACAGAUGGACGCAGUCAACACAAGCCAGCAAGGAAACAAAACUCCAAAUUUCCAGGCCACUCGAGUGAAUCGCAGCGCCAGCGAUAUCAAGGAGAUGCUGCUACAGUGGUGUCGUAGUAAGACCAAGGAGUAUGAGAGCAUUGAUAUUCAGAACUUUUCUUCAAGCUGGAGCGACGGUCUAGCGUUCUGUGCUCUCAUCCACCAUUUUUAUCCGGAUGCAUUUGACUUUGAUUCCUUGAAUCCAAAAAAUCGCAGGCAUAAUUUUGAUCUGGCAUUCAGAACUGCCGAGGAAAAAGCUGACAUUUUCCCGCUUUUAGACGUGGAGGAUAUGGUUCUGAUGAAGAAACCAGACUGGAAAUGUGUAUUUACUUAUGUUCAGAGUUUGUACCGACAUCUCCGAGACCGUGACUAGAAAAAAAUAAAUAUAAGGAAAAUCAGCACAUUUAUUAUUUGUUUAAUUAUAUGUGGGUGUAAAUAAACUGUUCGCAUACAAGUUAACUGUACAGAAAAAAUUGCACCAAACUAACUAUACUAAAAUGGGUCUUUGUGCUUGCGUGUCGUUAGGGGUUCUUUU